Molecule: messenger RNA, 2084 nt
Organism: Medicago truncatula (barrel medic)
Lineage: Eukaryota; Viridiplantae; Streptophyta; Magnoliopsida; Fabales; Fabaceae
Product: protein NRT1/ PTR FAMILY 1.2
Exons: 4
Coding region: 108-1886 (592 amino acids)
Biological process (GO): transmembrane transport; oligopeptide transport
Cellular component (GO): membrane
Molecular function (GO): transmembrane transporter activity
Source: RefSeq, a predicted model, not a curated record
ACGUGCAUGAAAAUUUUGAACUUCACUUGACUACUUCUUUCUCUGAUAUUUAAAUCCUUCUCCAUAUAGGUUUUCUUUCUACUAAUUAAUUAAGCUGAGACCAAAGCAUGGAGAAGGAGUUAUUGGAAGGAGCAGAUCCAGUUCAUGAUGAACUCAUUCAUGACGACAAAAAAAGACGCAAGGGUGGCUUCAUUACCAUGCCUUUCAUCAUAGCAAAUGAGGCAUUAGCUAAGCUGGCUAGUGUUGGGCUUAUACCAAACAUGAUAUUGUAUUUGACUGAAGAUUACAGGAUAAGAGUAGUGAAAGCAACAAAAAUUAUGUUCUUAUGGUUAGCAGCUACUAAUUUCAGUCCUUCUGUGGCUGCUUUUGUGGCUGAUUCUUAUAUGGGUCGCUUUCUUGCUAUUGGUUUAGGUUCAAUUCUCAGUUUUCUGGGAAUGGCAGUGAUGUGGUUAACAGCCAUGAUUCCACAGGCAAGGCCACCCUCUUGCAAUCAUCACUCAACAGAAAACUGCCAAUCUGCAACUUCGUCUCAAAUAGCUAUAAUAUUCUCUUGUUUUGCUCUCAUAUCCAUUGGAGGAGGUGGAAUUUCAUGUUCCUUAUCAUUUGGUGCCGAUCAACUCAGCAAAAAAACUGAUCCUAAGAAUCAAAGGGUGUUGGAAAGCUUCAUAAGUUGGUACAUAGCUUCUCAAGCUAUUGCUGUAGUUUUUUCCAUGACAGCGAUAAUCUAUAUCCAAGAUCAUCUUGGUUGGAAACUAGGUUUUGGUGUUCCAGCUGCCGUUAUGUUCUUGUCAACUUUGUUGUUCUUCCUUGUUUCGUCGCGUUAUGUCAAGAACAAACCACAUAGCAGCAUGCUUAGUGGCUUUGCUCAAGUAAUAGUUGUUUCCUAUAAGAACAGAAAUCUCUCACUUCCACCUAAGGAUUCAGUUGGAAUGUAUCACCAAAACAACGACUCAACCCUUGUUGCUCCGACUGAUAGAUUAAGGUUUCUGAAUAAAGCCUGCAUCAUCAAAGACAAAGAAAAAGAUAUAGCCUCUGAUGGAUCAGCCUCAAAGAGAUGGAAUCUAUGUACAAUAGAUCAAGUUGAAGAGCUAAAAGCCAUCAUCAAAAUCAUUCCCAUUUGGUCUUCAAGUAUCAUGGUGUCAGUUAGCAGUAGCCAGUCCUCAUAUCAUUUGCUACAAGCCCAAACCAUGGACAGACACAUCACUUCAAACUUUGAAAUUCCAGCAGGAUCGUUCGGUGUCUUCAUAAUGUUGGCAGUGUUCAUAACUGCAGGCGUUUACGACCGUAUCUUCCUUCCUCUCGCGUCAAAGAUAAGAGGAAAACAAGUUACUAUCAGUGCCAAAAAAAGAAUAGGAAUUGGAAUUUUUUUCUCCAUUCUAGACUUGGUAGUUUCAGCAAUUGUGGAAACUAUAAGGAGAAAAAAAGCAAUUCAAGAAGGAUAUAUUGAUAAUCCAAAAGCAGUUUUAAACAUGUCUGCAAUGUGGCUUAUUCCACAUAAUAUCCUCUGUGGAAUGUCAGAAGCAUUUAAUGCAAUAGGACAAUCAGAAUUCUAUUACUCUCAGUUUCCAAGCAGCAUGUCAAGCAUUGCGGCGUCGCUGUUCACCUUAGGAUCUGCUUUUGGAAACCUACUUGCUUCUCUUAUAGUCAGCAUUGUUGAUGACAUUACUUCAAGAGGGGGAAAAGAGAGUUGGGUCUCGGAUAAUGUUAACAAGGGUCGUUAUGAUAAGUAUUAUUGGCUUCUUACGAUAAUGAGUAUUCUUAAUAUAAUGUACUAUUUGAUUUGUAGUUGGACUUAUGGACCAAGUGAUGUUGAAGCUACAUCAGAGAAGGAGGAACGGUUAACUAUACGAGCGAGUCGCGUUCAUCAUGAAAAAGAGGCCUCUUAGGUGCAGAAUCCAAUCCACAACAAAUUGUUAACUUAAUAAUAGUCAUGUCAUGCUGGUCUGGUCUGGUCUGGUCACAAUGUAAUUAAUUAAAUCUAAAACUGUUUGCUACCAAAAUUAGAGAAGAACUCAAUUUGGUUAGUACUUGGUAUUUCUUUUUUUUACUUUUUUUGGUUCUGCCAUUCAAGGUGUAACAGUUCC